Bactrocera oleae (olive fruit fly) is the source of this 760-nucleotide messenger RNA. Lineage: Eukaryota; Metazoa; Arthropoda; Insecta; Diptera; Tephritidae. The record is from RefSeq and is a predicted model, not a curated record.
ACAAAGAAAUACAUUCGAGCAACACGUAAUAUUUUAGACCAAUAGCAAUAAAAACAAAAGCCAUGGCAUCUCAAAGCAACGCUAAUCACAUCAAGCAAAAUUACAUCGGUAGAAUACCAACGAGGAAAAUAUAUCCAAUCAGCGCGAAUUGGACUUUGAGUAAAUCUAACAACUCUCGCGCCAAUGGAACUGAGUUAUUCCUAAAAGAAAAGCCACAAACUGGAGUAAAGCCCGUCGUGAAGAGUGAAAUCGAAGGCGGUAAAAUAUCGGAUAUAUCAUUACGUAAAUUACGCGAACGACUGGUACACCUAUUGGCUUUGAAUUCAUACACCAGAAAGGAAAUGGACUCAAUCUUGCAAAGGGAAGGAUUUCGUACUUUUGAACGCACAAUAAUAAUGAAUGUACUUAAGAACGUAGCGCAUUUAGGUCAAAACGUAUAUAAUUUGCGCCUUAAUAUCUGGAGAGAAGUCGAUGAGAAUUGGCCUUACUACAAUGAAGAGGAGUUGCAGCAGCUGAAAAAGCGCAAGCAACAUAGUUUAAGAGCACCAUACAGCUCAGUUGAACUUACCCCGGAAACCAGUGAAAGCCAAAACGAUUAUAAAUACCAUCGAACCACCUAGUUAUGACUUUAGCGAUUAUACGGAAAUCACAAACUUCGAACAGCGUUGGCAAUAUAAAAAUGCGUUUGAUCGAUACUAUAAAGAAUAUAUGCCACUCUUUCAGCAGAUCGCAGCACUAAGGCACAGUUUCCGCGAACUCG